This is a messenger RNA of Kalmanozyma brasiliensis GHG001, 1449 nucleotides long. RefSeq lists its product as uncharacterized. The transcript has a single exon. Lineage: Eukaryota; Fungi; Basidiomycota; Ustilaginomycetes; Ustilaginales. The record is from RefSeq and is a predicted model, not a curated record. Bases 1 to 1449 code for a protein of 482 amino acids.
AUGCGUCGCCCUCACGUCGUCACGAGCUUCCUGGUCGCACUGCUCUUCCUCAACCUGUUCGUGGGUGCCGUGCAAGGAGGCAGCGUCGGUCGAUCCGUCGCUUCUCCUCCGCGCGAUAGGCCGCCCGGCCUGGUCUAUCGGCUGAUUCACUCACUCGCGGACAAUCCGCUGGUCGGAUCACCCGCAGACGGUCGCAAGCGACAGCUUGACUGGCCUUCUCUGCUGGGCGUUUCUGUACCGUCAGCUGGUAUGACAGAUGCUACGGCGGGUAGACCGGGCCAUGUCAUCCCAGCGUCGGUGCUCGCCGCUGCCGCUUCGAAGAACACGGCUGGUCCGACUGCGACGGCUGGUUACGUUGUCAGCAGCCCUUCUCCCCUACCUCCUCCCUCCUCUACCGCUUCUCCCACUUCCUCUCCUCUGCCUACCUCCUCGACGGUAGCCACGCCUUCUGCGCCCCUAACGAGCAUCCUCACCCCUCCAGCCACAACCGACACACCUACCUCGCUCCCAACCUCGACAACAACCCCCAUCUCCCCGACCCAUCACAGCCUCCUCUCACCCAAAAACCGCCUCUUCCCGCUAACCGUCGCCGCUCUAGCCGCAGCAGCGCUGAUCUUUCUCAUGCUUCUCAUCUCGAUCGCGCGCAGCAUCGCCCGUGCGCUGUACAAGGAUCAUCUUACGCGCAGUUACGCCUUUGAAGAUCCCCUCCCGCCGUUUGCGCCGCUUCCUGGGCAAGAGGACAAGUUCACCACCCCGGCUUGUGGACUGGGUGCUGCACGCUCGGUGCGACGUGCGAUGCGACGGAGCAGCGCUGCGAUUGGCGAUGAGCUGGUCCAGGGGUGGAGGGAGAAGAUGGGAGUGUGGCGCGAACUCAACCGGCAAAAUCUAAGCGAGGUUUCUGAGGCCUCGAGCGAUGGUGGUGCGGCAAAGCGGUUGAGCCGGCUUGGGUCUCAUUUGCGGAAGCUUACGACGACGCCCCUCUACGAGCCGUCUCAGCCGCGACAGAGCGAUGUUGCCAGUUGCACCGCCACCAUCACUGCCGAUGGCGAGGGGUGGACGAUCGAACCUUCCCGUGCGGGCGACGGUGCCGUUCACCUGGGGGUUCCUGCACCUCCGCCGGUAGUGCGAAAGCCCGUGCCGCAACUCGAACCCGCGCUGCUCUCUGCAAAGCUGGCCGAUCUCGAACGUCAAUGUUCCAGCCGCCGCGAGAGGAAGUGCUUGUCCACCGACGCAACGGGUGCACCCAUCACAGAGCGCACCAAGUCCCAUCAGGAACCGAACAACACGUUGGGCAGGUAUCGUCGUCAAGGCGAACGAAAAGAGGUGGACAGCGUACCCCUCGCCUCGCCCACCCGAUGGGAGCGCGUGCCCAGCAUCGUCGUUCAUCCUGAGCGGCCCCCAAUUGCGGUUGAAAGACCCCUGCCCACACCACCCAUCCUGCCCCAAUAG